AUGCCAAAUGAGCACCGACGGCUGGUGGACACUGCAAAUGCGCCAAUUUGCUGCUGGCCACUGUGUUUCCACUUUGAGUUGCCAGAAGACACCGCGCCCCAGUUUGAGCCAAGAGAGGAGAGAGAAAUAUUCAUUUUGGACAUGUGGUGCCCUCGAGCCAAAACGGCAACCUGGUUUGGUUCGACCACAUUUAACCGGCCCGACCCGGCAGUUAGGGUAUCGACGCCCUCCCGCCUUCCCUCUCUUCCCCAUCCCCUUCUCCAAGUCGGCGGCGGUGGCGAUUUGGUUGACGGCGGUGGUGGCGCAGGCUUGGCGGGCGCGGGAUUAUCAAGCGGGCCGGUGGGGGCAAGCAGAGGCCUGAAGAUGGCGACGGGCUCCGGCGCUUCCUCCUCGACAGGUUCACGCGGACCGAGUCGACAGCCGCCGACGGGUGGGCAGCCGCUGUGCCCUUUCUGCCGGAUGGCCACCAUUGUGGAGCGGACCUCCAGAACCACAAACAACCCAGAUAAGCAGUUCUACACUUGCAAGAAUCGGGACUGGGUGAGUUUUUUGUACUUCAUGUUGUUCAUUUUCAUCAACGCCAACUCCAGAUCUAGGGUUCAUCCGAAAUCUCUGCUUGAACAGGGCAACAUCAAGUGCGCUUUCUUCAUGUGGAAGCCGGUGAGUGAUGACGUCGAUGCUGCAUCAUUGGCGGCCGGAGUCCAGGCAUUGGAGAAGUCUCUGUUGGCCCUGGGCAAUUCUGUUGAAGCUCAGAGUCUCCAUGUCAGUAGAAUAGCUGGGCAGCAGAGAGUGGAUAGGUGGUUGAAUGUGGCCAGUGUGUUUGUAGGAGUUGUGUGCUUUGUUGUCUUGUGCAGUUGUCUUGUGCAUCUUAAUGCAAAAGCAAGAUUAACUUUGUAA
Molecule: messenger RNA, 897 nt
Organism: Miscanthus lutarioriparius
Lineage: Eukaryota; Viridiplantae; Streptophyta; Magnoliopsida; Poales; Poaceae
Source: the annotation of a GenBank genome assembly